ACCAACCAACAGAGGAACUACUGUCACGCCUUCCGGAAUCAGAGUCGGAUUGUUUUGGUUGAUGCGCACAAUUCCGGAAGUCUUUUUCGACCAUGCUCACUCCACAAAGUAUCAACUCACAGAGAUUCUAGCCGAAAAAUAACAGUCAGGGAUCAUUUAUCGGGGUUGUCACCGAGAGUUUAGGACACCACCGUCGCUAAUAAUGAAACUAAAGGAGUUAGAGAGCUGCCUGCAGCAGGUGGACGUGUUUGAAGAGCCAAAAAUCCUUCUUGAACAAUAUCCAACCAGUCCUCAUAUUGCAGCAUGCAUGCUUUAUACGAUCCAGAGUACGUUUGAUGACAUUGAGGGGAAACUGGUGGCUGAUCUGGGAUGUGGCUGUGGAGUCCUCAGCAUCGGAGCUGCGAUGCUUGAUGCAGGUUUGUGCGUCGGUUUCGACAUUGACAACGACGCACUGGAGAUUUUCAGGAGAAAUGUGGAGGAAUUUGAGAUUUCCAACCUGGAUCUGGUCCAGUGUGACCUGUGCUCUCUGGAGGAAAAGGCGUAUGAGAAAAAGUUUGACACAGUAAUAAUGAACCCACCGUUUGGGACGAAACACAAUCAAGGCAUGGACAUGAGGUUCCUGCAGACAGCUUUAACGAUGGCAAAGACAGCCGUGUAUUCACUCCAUAAAACAUCGACACGAGAGCACAUACAGAAGAAGGCUAAUGACUGGGGAGUGAAGAUGGAAGUAAUAGCAGAACUAAGAUAUGACUUGCCAGCAUCUUACAAGUUCCACAAAAAGAAAUCGGUUGACAUCCAGGUGGACUUCCUACGAUUCUCCAACACCUGACAGUUUGACUGGAAUGGAUUUAAAUUGCCUCUGCAUUAUCACUGUUUAUAAUAAACGUUUUCAAAAAAGAA
Molecule: messenger RNA, 900 nt
Organism: Acanthopagrus latus (yellowfin seabream)
Lineage: Eukaryota; Metazoa; Chordata; Actinopteri; Spariformes; Sparidae
Gene: mettl5
Product: methyltransferase like 5
Exons: 7
Coding region: 203-829 (208 amino acids)
Biological process (GO): rRNA methylation
Molecular function (GO): rRNA (adenine-N6-)-methyltransferase activity; nucleic acid binding
Source: RefSeq, a predicted model, not a curated record